CCCAAGUACCCGUGAGCUAAGGCUGCACCGCUCCCCUCCCAGGCUGCACUGGCUUCCUGUCCUGUGACUCGCACUCGUAUGGUUGGUUGUCUCUGGGAGGAGGAGGAGGAGGAGGGAGAGGCCGCUAAGUUGAGAAAGUUUGUCUGAAAGACAAUAGUAUUGGUUGUGUGUCACUGCCAUGAACCCUUAGUAUUCCUAAAGAAUAGAGAAGUCAUACAGACACCUGCUUCGGGGAAUUGUUUUGUCGCUGCCACAUGCAUUAAGGAACUUGCCGUUCAGUUACAGCUGCUGCGAGAUUAAAGCUCUGGUUGAUCGUGUCAUUGCCAUCAGUGCGUUUCCAAAAUUCGUGUCGCGUCGCGCUGACAGAGUGUCGCUAUGGCCGGAGAAGGGGCGGGCGGAGAGCCGAGCAGCCCCCGGGCGCCUGAGCGCAAGGAAUAUCUCUUCAAGGUGCUUGUGAUUGGGGAGCUGGGAGUGGGCAAAACUAGCAUCAUCAAACGCUACGUCCAUCAGCUUUUCUCCCAGCACUACAGGGCCACCAUAGGGGUGGAUUUUGCUCUCAAAGUCAUAAACUGGGACAGCAGCACGCUGGUCAGACUGCAGCUGUGGGAUAUUGCAGCUUUGCAGCUGAAACGUGCACAGCUUCUUCUAUAUAUUAAUGUAAACAACACACAGAUGGUCCAUAGCAUCCAAUCAGCAAUUACCUUUGCUCUGUCAACCACAGGACAAGAACGAUUUGGAAACAUGACACGCGUAUACUAUAAGGAGGCUGUUGGAGCUUUUGUGGUAUUUGAUGUAACAAGAGGAUCAACCUUUGAAGCCAUCACAAAGUGGAAAUCUGACUUGGACAGCAAAGUGUUUCUUCCAAGCGGGGGCCCUAUUCCUGCAGUUCUUCUGGCCAAUAAGUGUGAUCAAAAGAAGGAAAACAGCUUACAAAGCCCUCACCAGAUGGACAACUUCUGUAAAGAAAAUGGCUUUGCUGCAUGGUUUGAAACAUCUGCAAAGGACAACAUGAAUAUAGAUGAAGCUGCUCGAUGUUUGGUAGAAAACAUACUCGCAAAUGCCAAGAACUUUCCUGUAGAGGAAAAUGAUGAUGGCAGCAUAAGGGUCGACCAGGAGGCAAUGCCAGCAGAAAGUAAAUUUCAGUGCUGUUAAGUAAUAUUUCGCAUUCUACAGUAUGGUAAAAGCCACAGCAUAGCAAUUUGAGGCUGCCAUCGACAUUCAGGUUGCUGCUAAAUGCUGCUUCACAUCCAGCUUGAGGAGAUCAAUUUAGCAUGGAGAAGAUGUUUACAAGGAUGUUCCUUUUGUGCAAUGUGCAUCUGAUUAAGAACCAAUGUGUGUUUCUGGUCAUGUAUUAUGUUCAGUAAUUAAAUAUGCAUACCUUCAUAAACAGGGAAAACAAAUCUUACUCCACCACUCUGUCUCACGUGUGCCAAUUUUUGACAGAGGUUUAUACAUAUUUAAAAAAAAUGAUUCACAACUGGUUGUUUCUUAAAUAAUGAACAAACAUGCAGCAUGUUAGACAUUAUAUAUACUGUGGGAUGAAUUGGAACCCAAACAACAGUAUUAGUGCACUAACCCUGAAUCCAAUAGCCAUUAUUCUUGGCCUCUGAUAUAAAGUUUACAUUUUUUAUGGCAAUCAAGGAUGCCUUAAUAGACAACACACACACACAAGGUUUCUCUCUCAUGUUGUGUUUUUGUUCCCAUUCUCUGAUUAUUCCAAUGUAACACUUCACUAAAUUUCAUUCUUGGAUGUGUCUUGCUUUCCAUCUUAAAGAGAACUAUUGCAAACAGCCAUGUCUAUAAUAGGGUAAGAAACACAUUUGAAAUAUAAAUUAAAAAAUUGGCAUUGUCAAAAGGCAUUAUUUUGUAAUGACAGUUUCUGUGACUCAGGGUUUGCUUGCUUCUUAUUACCUUCAGUUUUGUAAAGCCUUAGAAAAUGGCCACUGGUAAAUAAUAAACAAAACCAAAACUAGACCUUUAAAACCAGUUAAAAGGUGCUGUCUGCAACCUCUUCUAGAGCCCCCGCAUUCACACCAGCCACAAAAUGAUACUGUGUACCUGUGGCUGCCCAUCUAAUGAACAAUAAAACGCUAAAAGGGACUACAGGUUUGCAGAGUUUGCUUUUUCUGCACUGCUGCGUCCUCAUGGAGCAUACACAGAUCUUCUAAGCCUUCUUCUUAUAUUGACCUUCAUCUAUAGAUCUGUGUAAUAACCUUUAUUGAAAUGCACAAAUCUCUCAAAACUAUACCCUGACACAGUUUGUGUGACACCUUGAGUAGAACAUCUAUACCAUAUGGUAUUAGCAUUUAAUGCACACUCAGUCCACUUUAAGUGACUUGUCUUAAUAAUAUUGCUAGAAGUAUAGGUUCAUGCUGUUUUGUCUGAUUUGUACCGUGUGCUUUCUGUUGAUACCAUUAACUCAGUUUAUAAAGCUUUUUUUUAUCCAGCCACCCUUAUUUUACAAAAAAAACCAAACAAGCUAUAAAUGUGGUAUCAAUGUUUCAGGGAUGAAUGAAAAUGAAUAAAGCAUUUUCUAUACCUGGCAA
Xenopus tropicalis (tropical clawed frog) is the source of this 2546-nucleotide messenger RNA. RefSeq names its product RAB32, member RAS oncogene family (gene rab32). Gene Ontology annotation, molecular function: GTPase activity; GTP binding. The coding region runs from base 376 to 1152 and encodes 258 amino acids. The transcript is spliced from 4 exons. Gene Ontology annotation, biological process: vesicle-mediated transport. Lineage: Eukaryota; Metazoa; Chordata; Amphibia; Anura; Pipidae. The record is from RefSeq and is a predicted model, not a curated record. Gene Ontology annotation, cellular component: trans-Golgi network; vesicle; membrane.